ACAAUUGAAUAAAGUUUUUAGCAGUUAAUAACCAAAUUAGUUGCGACCAUGUUUAAUAUUAAAAUUUGUUUUUCUUUGUUAAUAAUUUAUUUGAUAUUACAAAAAGUCACAGCAAAACCAGCUGAAGAAAUUUCUUAUUUAGAAAAAACAAUUAAUUUUCAAUAUGAAAAUGAUCAAUGGAUUUGUGGUGAUAUCAAGUGUCCAGAGAAGACUUUCGGCUGUAAAAUAAGACUACGUAGUGACGAGAAGGAUAGAAAAGUAUUUUAUCAAAGUUUUACCUGUUUUAAUGAAGAUAAAAUUACGACAUUAGGAGCUGGAGAUAAAAUUGAAAUGACAAAGGAAAAAGUAAUAGAUAUAGAACUGGAGUCCUAUGUCGGAGCAGUAUCGGUUUAUAGUACUGGUUAUGGCAUGGGUGGUAAUGAAAGUGCUAACGGUGUGUUAGCUGUGGAGGAUUUGAAUGAGCUAAAGGAAACCGUUAAGAAAAAUAGAAAAGCAGUUGGUAAUCCACCAGCAUAAGUUUUUGAAUAACUAAAAUCAAUACGAAAUGGAAUUUUAAAACUAUUUUAUGAAUAAAUUCAAUUAUUUCAUUUACU
Messenger RNA from Lucilia cuprina (Australian sheep blowfly), 593 nucleotides. RefSeq lists its product as uncharacterized. The transcript has 2 exons. Bases 49 to 516 code for a protein of 155 amino acids. The record is from RefSeq and is a predicted model, not a curated record. Lineage: Eukaryota; Metazoa; Arthropoda; Insecta; Diptera; Calliphoridae.